Bombina bombina (fire-bellied toad) is the source of this 3988-nucleotide messenger RNA. RefSeq names its product trichohyalin. The record is from RefSeq and is a predicted model, not a curated record. NCBI's taxonomy places the organism in Eukaryota, Metazoa, Chordata, Amphibia, Anura, Bombinatoridae. The transcript is spliced from 4 exons. The coding region runs from base 14 to 883 and encodes 289 amino acids.
UCGUGUCAGACGGAUGGAGCCUCCAGGACAUAUACAGAACAGUAUCGAUUUGGGAAAUUCCUGCCACCCUGGUACCACACGGAAGCGCCAGGUUCGUUUUACAGCACAACAUGACAUCAUGCUGCUUCGUGAGGUCAUCCACCAGAAUCCUUUCAGUGUACGGGAGGCCGGACAGGUGUGGGCCCUGGUAGCUGAAGAAAUGAACAAUGCACUACGUGGGGAAGGCUUUGAGGUGGAUGCAAGGAGGUGCAGAGAGCGGACGGCUCUUUUGCUGGACUAUUACAAGAGGCAGAACUUCACUGGACUACGCAGGUGCGGCACUGAAUCCCUCUGCAUGGAGAAGGAGGAUCUGCUUCAGGCUGUUCUGGAAUUGGAGGCAGAGAAACGAGCAGCUGAGCCACGUCACAGGGACCCUCCCCAGGACACACUGACAGUCACCAUUGGCGAGGAUACCCUGCGUGAGAUGCCGGAAGAGGCCCUGGCUUUCCCUAACUUGUAUCCAUCACCCUAUAUCAACCCAAGCGCACACACUGUCGCCAGAGGCACCCAGUGUUCCACGUCUUCAAGUACACCAGCCACAGAUUUAAAGCAAGAAGAGGAGAAUUUGGGAGAGAGGCCAAGUAAAAAGCGAGCUUGUGAAGGGUGCUGUGGUGCAUAUGCCCGUAUCCUUCAACAUCUGGAGCGACGAUCAGAGGCGGAACAGCGUCUGAGAGAGGAGGAGCUAGUCUUGCGUAGGGAAGAGCUUCAGCUGCAGAGAGAGAGAGCAGCUAUAGAAAGAGAGCGUCAGGAGGCAGAGAGCAGGGAGAGAGAGAGGAGGUUUGAGCUGGAAAGAGAGGAGAGGCAUGUAAUAUUAGAUAUACUGCGAGAGAAGAUGAUGAAAUGAGAGGGGUGAGGAACGUGAGUAGAGAAAAUAGCGGAGGAAGUCUUGACUUAAACAAGCGAAGAAAGGGAGGAGCAAGAGAGAAUAAAGUAUUAUAUAGUGACUGUACCUUUCAUGUUUUUUUAAAGGGAUAUAAAACCCCAAUUUUUUCUUUCAUGAUUUAGAAAGAGCAUAGGUAGUGCUUGCUGAUUGGUGGCUAAAUGUUGCCACCAAUCAGCAGGCGCUGCCCAGAGUACUGAACCAAAAAUGGGCCUAAGUUUCCAUUCCUGCUUUUCAAGUAAAGAUACCAAGAGAACAAAGAGAAAUUGGUAGUAGGGGUAAAUUAGAAAGUUGCAUAAAAUUGCUGCACUAUCUGAAUCAUGAAAGAAUAAAAAUGUGGGUUUUGUAUCCCUUUAGAGAGCGAUAAAAACGAGCUAUACAUUGUAUAAGCCAUUUGUUCCUUCUGAACUAAUUCUUGAUAUUGACACUUUUUUAUUUAAUUAUACUCUCAAAUCAUAUUCAGUAACGGUAGAUAUUUAGCCUUAUGCCAUCUUGGAGUAGGCUAAAAUGUCCCAGAUGUCUUUUAACUCCUCCCCUUUCUGUCUGCUUCAGUUCUAUUUUCUACCUAUCAGUGGAAGGUAUUGUGGGCUCCAGCUUGAAGUUGGUUUGUUGUUUGUUUUUUUGUUUCUAGUCCUUUUUGGGGUAUAAUCGACAAUUAAAGGGACUGUAAGUGGAAAAAAUCUUCACUCACAAACAAAAAACAAAGUACGAACCUUACAUAGCAAACAUACUUCCAUUUGUAGGACCUGCUCCAGUGCUGGCAGAUUUUCUACUUCAUGCCUAAACUCACAUCCAAGGAGAAAUAAAAGUGCAAAAAACUAAAUGCUGUAAUUUAAAGGGACAGUCAACACCAGAAUUUUUGCUGUUUUAAAAGAUAGAUAAUCCCUUUAUUACCCAUUCCCCAGUUUUGCAUAACCAACACAGUUAUAUUAACCCUUUUGUGCCGGGGUUAACUGUCUAUAUCGGAACAACUGUUCCGAUGUAAAAAAAAUUGAAAUCUCGCGAUCGUGCAAGUGAUCACGAGAUUUCAAUGAUGGGAUUGCGUCGGGGGUGGGGGGGCGUCCCUAUGAUGCUAGGCAUGCCCUCCAGAACGCGAUCCCAUCAGGGAAGCCCAAGUGGCUUUAGGAAAGCCAAGCGGUUAGGACGUUGUAUUCUGUCCUUCGGCACUAAAGCCCAGAGUUAAAAGGUAAAUAUACUUUUUACCUCUGUGAUUAACUUGUAUCUAAACAUUUUCUGAUAGCCCCCUGAUCACAUGACAUUUUAUUUAUUAUCUACUGUCUUUCAUUUUAGCCUAUUAGUAUAGUGACUGCCACAAUCCACGGUGUUAUCUAUAUGGCUCACAUGAACUAGCUCUCCCCUGUUGUGAAAAGCAAAUAAAAAAGCAUGUGAUAAGAGGCGGCCUUCAAGGGCUUAGAAAUUAUCACAUUAGGUUUAGCUUUUCAACUAAGAAUACCAAGAGAACAAAGCAAAAUUGGUGAUAAAAGUAAAUUAGAAAGUUGUUUAAAAUUACAUGCCCUAUUUGAAACAUGAAAGUUUUUUUUGGACUUGACUGUCCCUUUAUUAUGUAUUUAUUCUACUUUUGUUUGCACAUAACGUGUUUAACCCCUGCAGAGGGUUACCUAGCUAAACACAUCUGGUGAGCCAAUGACAAAAGGCAUAUGUGUGCAGUCACCUAUUACCAGCUAUUUUUUUGACUGUCCCUUUAAUGCGCACUGUUCCAGUUCAUUUGGAUGUAGCUUGAGACAUUUUCAAUGAUCAUCAUGGCGUUUAAAGUGUGAUAAGCAUUUGGUUUAGCGUUACAGGGUGGUCUUCAUGACACAUCCUGCUCCAUGGACCUUAUUUUCCCAGUUUCUCUUUUGAAGAGAACGGCCUUUUAGAACUAGUCCCUGUUCCUCCAUCAGAAAACAGUCAGUCACAUCCUUAUUUGGAUUUGUCUGUCCCUUCAGUUUUUAAUGUUUUCGAAACAAUCCCUUUUGAGAUCAUUCAGGUUCCUUGUGCGCCCUGUGCAAUGGCUAUUUUCCAUUUGUGGUUCCUCCUUUCAGCCUAACCACAUCUCCCAGGUCUUUAUCAAGUUUCAAUCGGAAUGUCUAGCAAAAAAUCAAAUGUGAGGCCUAACAGCUGGAAGAUGGAAUAAAGGCUUCAUUAAAGGGACAUUAAACACACAUUUUUUUCUUUCAUGAUUCAGAUAGAAUAUACAAUUUUAAACAAAUUUCCAAUUUACAUCUAUUAUCAAAAUUUCUUUAUUUUCUGGUUAUCCUUUGUUGAAAAUCAGGGUUGUAAGCUCAGGAAUGUGCACGUAUCUGCAGCUCUAUAUGGCAGCAGUUUUGCAAUAAUGUUAUACAUUAGCAAGAGCACUAGAUGGCAGCACUAUGUCCUGUCAUGCAGUGCUUCAGUCAUGUGCACACUACCUACCUAGGUAUCUCUUUAACAAAGAAUGACAUGAGAAUGAAUCAAAUUUGAUAAUAUAAAUAAAUUGGACAUUUUUUGUAAAUAUAAUUUCUUUAGUAAGAUGAUGAGAGUCUAUGGGGCCGAUUUAUCAUCGGUCUGUCCGACAUGAUCCGCUCAGCGACAUCGAUGAAUGCCAGUGGACCAGUUUUAAGACAGGGGCAUCAGGUGCCAUUCGGCCCCUAUAGGUGUUAUGUGCAAUAUAUUUCCUGCCACCGGGAGGCAGGAAAUAUAUUCCACAUGUUAUGGACACCUAUGGACUCUCAUCACCCCAAAAUAAAUAAAGUUUUCAGUUAGUAUAAAAAAAAGUUGUUUUUUUUUUUUUUAAUACAAAUCUUUAAUACAAAUACAAUUUUGUAUUUUGGAAGUUCAAUCUUCUUUUUUGGAAGUACACUUUUUGGGGGGGGAAUACAAUUUAUAUUUCUUUUGGAAGUACAAUUUUUAUUUUGGGAAUUUCACAUCCUGCAUGUGUCCAAAAUAAAUGCUAAUUCCCAUUCACAGUUCCCAUUCACAGUAGUACCCACAUUUUUUCUUUCUUGAUUUAGAAAGAGCAGCAAUUUUAAGCAACUUUCUAAUGUACUCCUAUUAUCUAUUUUUCUUCAUUCUCUUGCUAUCUUUAUUUAA